UUGACCAAAUAUCCAUAUAAAUCUCUCUAUCUAUAUCUAUCUAUCUAUCUAUCUAUCUAUCUAUCUAUCUAUCUCCCUCCCUCCCUUCAUAUCCGCUUUCUGAUCAUAUCUCUCUACCUAUAUAUCACAAUGUGCUCGUAUCUAUCUAUCUAUCUAUCUAUCUAUCUAUCUAUCUAUCUAUCUAUCUAUCUCAGUCUGAUCAUAUCUCUCUACCUAUAUAUCACAAUGUGCUCGUAUCUAUCUAUCUAUCUAUCUAUCUAUCUAUCAGUAUCUAUCUAUCUAUAUCUCAGUCUGAUGUCUAUGUCUAUCUAUCUAUAUAUGUCUCUAUCUAUAUAUCACAAUGUGCUCGUAUCUAUCUAUCUAUCUAUCUAUCUCGCUCUUUUCAUAUCUUUCUAUUUAUCUAUCUCGCUCUGUUCAUAUCUAUCUAUCUAUCUAUCUAUCUAUCUAUCUCAGUCUGAUCAUAACUCUCUAUCUAUCUAUAUAUCACAAUCUGCUCGUAUCUAUCUAUCUAUCUAUCUAUCUAUCUAUCUAAUAAUAAUAAUAAUAAAAUAUUAUCAUGGAUUUUGUUUCUAUAUCUAUCUAUCUAUCUAUCUAUCUAUCUAUCUAUCUAUCUAUCAAAAUUUCUUUCUUUUCAGAUCUAUCUAUCUAUCUAUCUAUCUAUCUAUCUAUCUAUCUAUCAUAAUUUCUUUCUUUUCAGAUCCAUCUAUCUAUCUACUAAAAUUUCUUUCUUUUCAGAUCUAUCUCUUUCUCUCCCCCCUCUCUCUCUCUAUCUAUCUAUCUACCAAAAUUUUCUUUCUUUUCAGUUCUAUCUAUCUAUCUAUCUAUCUAUCUAUCUAUCUAUCUAUCUAUCUAUCUAUCUAUCUAUGUCCAUUUCUCCCAUUCUAUCUCGGUGAAUUUCUAUCUAUCUAUCUAUCUAUCUAUCUAUCUAUCUAUCUAUCUAUCUAUCUCAGUCAAUUCCUAUCUAUCUGUCUAUCUAUCUAUAAUUUAUCAGCAAUACAUUUAAGGAUUAAGUAUGAGCAAUGGGACAACUUCAAUAGAAAUCGUGAAAACUAUGUAUGGAAGGAAAUCCUGUUUUAUCUAUCUAUCUAUCUAUCUAUCUAUCUUAUGUCUGUUCAUAUCUAUCUAUCUAUGCUAUUCUAUGUUUGUUCAUAUCUAUCUAUCUAUCUAUCUAUCUAUCUAUCUAUCUUAUGUCUGUUCAUAUCUAUCUAUCUAUCUAUCCUAUGUCUGUUCAUAUCUAUCUAUCUAUCUAUCUAUGCUAUUCUAUGUCUGUUCAUAUCUAUCUAUCUCUCUCUUCGAAAAUAUGUCUAUCUAUCAUAUCCAUUCAUCUAUCUAUCUAUCCAUCUAUAUCUAUCAUCCAUCUAUCUAUCUAUCUAUCUAUGUCUGUUCUUCUAUCCAUCUAUCUAUCUAUCUAUUCUAUGUCUGUUCAUAUCUCUAUCUAUCUAUCUAUGUUUGUCCAUCUAUCUAUCUUAUGUCUGUUCAUCAUUCUAUCUAUCUAUCUAUCCUAUGUCUGUUCAUAUCUAUCUAUUAUCUAUCUAUCUAUCUAUCUAUCUAUCUAUCUAUCUAUCUAUCUAUCUUAUGUCUGUUCAUAUCUAUCUAUCUAUCUAUCUAUCCUAUGUCUGUUCAUAUUCUAUCUAUCUAUCUAUCUAUGCUAUUCUAUGUCUGUUCAUAUCUAUCUAUCUCUCUCUCGAUCUAUGUCUGUUCAUAUCUAUCUAUCUAUCUAUCUAUCUAUCUAUCUAUCUAUCCUAUGUCUGUUCAUAUCUAUCUAUCUAUCUAUCUAUGCUAUUCUAUGUCUGUUCAUAUCUAUCUAUCUCUCUCUCGAUCUAUGUCUGUUCAUAUCUAUCUAUCUAUCUAUCUAUCUAUCUAUCUAUCUAUCUAUCUAUCUAUCUAUCCUAUGUCUGUUCAUAUCUAUCUAUCUAUCUAUCUAUGCUAUUCUAUGUCUGUUCAUAUCAUCUAAAAUCUCUCGAUCUAUGUCUGUUCAUAUCUAUCUAUCUAUCUAUCUAUCUAUGUCUUAUUGACCAGCCUUGGCGCCGCCUUUCCUAUCUAUCUAUCUAUCUAUCUAUCUCAGUCUCUUCGUUUCUAUCUAUCUAUCUAUCUAUCUAUCUAUCUAUCUAUCUAUCUAUCUAUCUAUCUAUCAACCUCAAUCUCUUCGUUUCUAUCUAUCUAUCUAUCUAUCUAUCAACCUCAAUCUCUUCGUUUCUAUCUAUCUAUCUAUCUAUCUAUCUAUCUAUCUAUCUAUCUAUCAACCUCAAUCUCUUCGUUUCUAUCUAUCUAUCUAUCUAUCUAUCAACCUCAAUCUCUUCGUUUCUAUCUAUCUAUCUAUCUAUCUAUCAACCUCAAUCUCUUCGUUUCUAUCUAUCUAUCUAUCUAUCUAUCAACCUCAGUCUCUUCGUUUAUAUCUAUCUAUCUAUCUAUCAACCUCAGUCUCUUCGUUUAUAUCUAUCUAUCUAUCUAUCUAUCAACCCCAGUCUCUUUGUUUAUGUCUAUCUAUCUAUCUAUCAACCUCAAUCUCUUCGUUUCUAUCUAUCUAUCUAUCUAUCUAUCAACCUCAAUCUCUUCGUUUCUAUCUAUCUAUCUAUCUAUCUAUCAACCUCAAUCUCUUCGUUUCUAUCUAUCUAUCUAUCUAUCUAUCUAUCAACCCCAGUCUCUUUGUUUAUGUCUAUCUAUCUAUCUAUCUAUCUAUCUAUCUAUCUAUCUAAAUUUUCCGUUUUUUACUCUUAUUAA
Acanthosepion pharaonis is the source of this 2721-nucleotide messenger RNA. The record is from the annotation of a GenBank genome assembly. NCBI's taxonomy places the organism in Eukaryota, Metazoa, Mollusca, Cephalopoda, Sepiida, Sepiidae.